Thlaspi arvense is the source of this 1061-nucleotide messenger RNA. Lineage: Eukaryota; Viridiplantae; Streptophyta; Magnoliopsida; Brassicales; Brassicaceae. The record is from the annotation of a GenBank genome assembly.
AAAUAAUGCAAUGCAACCCCCUGCGUAUACCAAAACAUGGUGUGCUGAGACCACUAAAACCCAAAUCCCACAAGUGACAAACUAAUGAAAAGUCGUACAUAUCUUUGAGUAAGCUCUCUCUUUCUUAUCUUGACCACCUUUAUUUGGAUUACCGAUUACGUCUCUACCAUAUGUUCAUCUCUCGCUUAUCUCUACCUCUCUAUUCUUUAUAAAUGCAAUAAACACGAGUCACAGUGAUUAAGUUGAGAUACGCAUGCAAACUAAAAUAGGUAUCAGACUUAGUGAUAAUAUAACAGAGAGAAUUAUUAAGAUGGCAUCUUCCACAGUUGUCUCUUCCAUGCUAUUUCUUCUUCUCGUGUUUUCGGUUCAUAUGGAUGAUCAAGCUUUCGGUGCCCAAACUGAAAUCCGCAAACUGAUCAAAGAGACAACGUUCAAGCUGAUGAACCUGGAAGGCGAUGGCAGCAGAAGCUCCAAAAUUGAUACUUCACCGAGCGCAUCAAGAAAAUGUGGAGGCGCCAAAGCCAAAAAAUUUAAAAACAUGGCGACCAAUGUUGGUCCAGAUGAUCAGUUCAGUCCUCUUCCAAGAGGCGACUCGUCCUUCCUCUGUAUAAGGUGUGUAAUCACCAAACGCUGCGUAGGGAUUCAAGGCACACCCCUAACGUGCACCCCAAUCUCCGAGCGCUGUGAAGACAUACCUGGCCACUGAUGAUCGGGUUAUUAACUUUGAAUACAUAUUAUAUACAGUAUGUUGUUAUACGAACGUUGUAGUUGGUUUGCUAUUUCUAUGAUUCUUCGUUUCAUAUAUGCAUGUGUGUUGCCAUGUAUCAUAAGUUUUAAUUAUGUACUUUCUUUUGUUCCAAAAUUAUACUGUUACAAAAUAUGUUUUCCCUAAUUAAAAAGGAAAGAGAAAACAUUACAUGAAUAUUCACAAACCAUAGAUAGUUUUGUUUUAUUUUUAACGUAUGUUUAUUUGACUAAUUUAUGAAGUUAUGGGAUUCUUGGAGCCAAUUUUCCUUAACUUAUGUGUGCCAACAUAACUUUAGUCGUGCAAUAGAAUACGA